This is a messenger RNA of Rubroshorea leprosula, 3800 nucleotides long. The record is from the annotation of a GenBank genome assembly. Lineage: Eukaryota; Viridiplantae; Streptophyta; Magnoliopsida; Malvales; Dipterocarpaceae.
AUCAGAAACAAUAGGGACCCAAAAGUUAUUCAACUAACAAGCCAUUAUUCUAAACUUGAAAGGCCCAACUGAAGAUCGAAGUCAAGGCCCAGUUUAUGGCCCAGUCACUCCUCGUCUCCGUUCUCGUCGUUCAAAGUACAGGGGUUUAAUUUAACAUGUUAGGGUGGUUGGAAGACGAAGACCUUCGCUUUCCUCCUCUGUUUCUGAACGAAUCCCAUCCAUUUCCAGCCAAAUGAGGUCUCGUCCAUCUUCUUCAUCAAUCCGUCUUCUGCUUCGCUUUUUUCCGACCUCCAAAUCUAUCUGCUUGCAACCCCAAUUCCCCACUUUAUCACUCCAUGAAUCUCUGCUUCCAUACAAGUCCAAUGCAAGCACAACUUCUCUCGGUUCAGUUGAUGAUGAGCCGUCUUCAGAUUUCCAUUUCCUCAGAAACCCACUCUCUCCGGGAUGCAAAGAUGCCAUCUUGGAAAACACAGACCCGAGACGGGAAGAUGUGGUUGGCACUCUCAUACAGCACAGAAAUGCUCCAUUUUUGGCUCUGAGGUACUUUAAGCGUAUUGAGAAAACGAGGGGUUUUGUCAAGAGCGUUGAUUCUUUUUGUCUUCUGCUUCACAUUUUAGUGGGAGAUCAGGAGGAAUAUAAAAUACAUAAACAAGCUGUAUAUCUGCUUAACCUGUUCGUUUCUGGGGAUUCAGGGCCGGCAUCUGAAGUUUUUGUUGAUCACUUGGUUGAGGUUGCAAAAAGAUUUGAUUUUGAAUUGCAUUCCCGGGUUUUUGAUUACUUGUUGAAUGGGUAUGUUAGAGCUGAGCGGAUUGAAGAUGCUGUGGAUUGUUUUAAUAGAAUGAUUCAACACAAUAUAAUUCCUUCAGUAAGCUAUGCAAAUAUUCUUUUAACAGCAUUGGCAAGGAGAAAUUUGAUUGAUAAAGCUCGAGAAUUGUAUAGCAAGAUGGUUUUGAAAGGACUUAGUGGUGAUUGUUUUACAGCUCAUAUUCUGAUGCGGGCAUAUCUGAAAGAGGGGAGACCGGAGGAGGCACUGGCCUGUUUUGGUGAUAUGAAGGCUUGCGGGGUUAAACUUGAUUAUGCAGUUUAUAACAUUGCUAUUGAGGCUGCUUGUAAGAAACCAGAUUUGAGUAUGGCUUGUGAGAUGUUGCGGGAAAUAAGAGAUAUGGGGUGGGUUCCAUCUGAGGGUUCAUACACUACAAUUAUUGGUGCUUGUGUGAAGCAGGGAAAUCUAGUUGAGGCAUUGAGGCUUAAAGAUGAGAUGGUGAGUAGUGGGAUGGCAAUGAAUUUGGUUGUUGCUACAAGUUUGAUGAAGGGGUACUGCAAACAAGGUAAUCUUGGUAGUGCUUUUGAUUUGUAUAACAAGAUUAAAGAGGAUGGUCUUACUCCUAACAAUGUUACUUAUGCGGUGUUGAUUGAGUGGUGUUGUAGGAGUAAAGACAUGGAAAAGGCUUAUGAGUUUUACAUGCAAAUGAAACACGUUGGUAUUCCACCUACUAAUUUUAUUGUCAUUUCCUUGAUUUGUGGAUUCUUGAAAGCUAACAAAUUGGAAGAAGCAAGAAAGCUGUUUGAUGAGGCAUUUGAGUAUGGCGUUGCCAAUGUAAUCACUUAUAAUGUCCUUUUAUCAUGGUUCUGUAAGAGGGGUAAUGUGAGUGAAGCACUCAGCUUAUGGCAGAAUAUGGUUUCCAAGGGUGUAGUUCCUACCAUUGUUUCUCACAACAACAUGAUCCUCGCUCACUCUAAAGCAGGGGACAUGGAUAGGGCACAUGGUUCAUUUGCAGAGAUGAUUCAAAAAGGAGUUAAACCUACUGCUGUGACAUAUUCUAUUUUGGUCAAUGGCCAUUUCAGUAAAGGUGAUGCUGAACGUGCUUUGGAUGUUGUUGAUGAAAUGAGGGGCAUUAAGAUUGCUCCCACAGACUUCACAUUCAAUAUCAUUAUUAAUGGUUUGUGCAAAGUAGGUCGCUCAUCUGAUGCAAGGGAUAAAUUAAAGAAGUUUGUUGAGGAGGGCUUUAUCCCAUCAUGUAUGACUUAUAAUAGCAUUAUAGAUGGGUUUGUCAAGGAGGGGGCCAUGAACUCUGCCUUGGCUAUAUACAAAGAAAUGUGUGAAAGUGGGAUUUCGCCAAAUGUUGUUACUUACACAAGCUUAAUCCAUGGGUUUUGCAACAGUGAUAAUAUUGAUCUUGCUAUGAGAAUGCGAAAUGAGAUGAAAGUCAAGGGUCUUGAACUGGAUGUUCCUGCAUACUGUGCCCUCAUCCAUGGAUUUUGCAAGAAGCAAAACAUGCAAAGUGCAUGUGAGCUUUUCUCUGAACUCCGUGAAGAUGGGCUAUCUCCAAAUACAGUUGUUUACAAUGAGAUGAUUAGCGGGUUCAAGAAUGUAAAUAAUAUGGAAGCAGCAAUUGACUUGCACAAGAAAAUGAUUUCUGAGGGGAUACCAUGUGAUCUGAGAACAUACACCACGCUAAUUGAUGGAUUGUUGAAAGAGGGUAAAUUACUCUUUGCAUCAAAUCUUUACUUGGAGAUGCAUGCCAAGGGCAUUUUACCUGAUAUAAUCACAUAUUCUGUUCUGAUAAAAGGUCUUUGUAACAAUGGACAGCUAGACAAUGCUCGGAAGAUUUUGGAAGAGAUGGAUGUCCAGAGUAUGACUCCUAAUGUUCUUAUUUAUAAUGCAUUGAUUGCUGGACACUUUAAGGAGGGGAAUUUGCAAGAGGCUUUUAGAUUGCAUAAUGAAAUGCUUGACAGAGGUCUUGUACCUGAUGACACAACUUAUGAUAUUCUUGUAAAUGGACAAGUUAAAGGGAGAAAUUUUAUUUCUGGAGUUUCAUGCACUUGAAUAACCUAUAAAUUAUUGCUUCAAAAUUUUGCUUCCUGCCUUGAUCCAGCUAGAAGAUUCUUGAAAACUAUCUACCACCUUCAAAGGGAUGACACACAUUCUGCUGCCAUUUCUCUGGGAAGCAGAAAGAUGCCUCUGGUAGUCUGGUUAAGAAGUGGCUGUGGAUUUACUGAGGUUGGAGGCCUUGGGGCUGUUUACAUGGCAAUUGGGGUUUGUCAGCAUAUAGUUCAGGUGGUUUUUUCUGUAUUUCUCAGUGUGGCAGCCAUCAAUUUCCCCUGGUUCUUACACAGUCAGUUUGGUUCCCUUUACACAAGCAAUCAAUCUCUGGUAAUUUGAUGGGAAUUUGAAUAAGAACUAAUAAUGCAUUUGUUGAACGUAUUACGGAUGCAUUAUUUGUUGGGCCACCUACCCCUGUCUGUGCAUGUGUUGCUAUCUUUGAAUGCCACCACAGCAAGAUAGUGGGUGACACCCUUUUGAAAUUCAUCAAUGAGAAGAGCAGUUAUAUCAAAGUGGAUGCAGCAACCCUUAGGUGCUUGUGUAAGAAUGGUGCUGCUAGCGUCCUGCCCAAAAUUCCACCUUAAUUACCCAGAAGAUAAGAAGAUCAAAAUGAAGUGAAAGUCUCUGUAUCCAUGGAUUGAACUUCCAUGUGGAUAAAGAAGAGUAACCCUAGAAGCACGCUUGUACAGAAAACCAACCAUCAAGUCCUUCAACCCUUCAAUGUUUCUCAAUAAAACAUCCUUUUUAACAUACCCUGCAGAUAAAUUUUGUUCAUGGUUGGCUUUUUUUUUUUUUUUUUUUUUUUUUAUGUUAGUUGUUCAGCUUCGAGAGGUCUAUGUGGAAUUUAAUUUUAGUUGUUCACACUUGUAUUGCAUUCGGGAUGUGAAUUUAAACUAGAGAUCUUUUAGAAUCUGUUCGUCUAGCAUUUGUAUUAAAUCUUGUCGCCAUCAGUAAGGAAUAAUUUUUCUUUUUGUCA